Messenger RNA from Symbiodinium necroappetens, 770 nucleotides. Lineage: Eukaryota; Dinophyceae; Suessiales; Symbiodiniaceae. The record is from the annotation of a GenBank genome assembly.
GAAGAGUCCCGGCAGACUGGGGCGUGGAUAAAGAGAAGCUGCCCCAACUCGAGGUGCUGGUCGAGGAAGGCCCCACAUCGAGGGCCAGAUUCGAUGUGCACAUUUAUGUGGAGAGGCAUCCGGACUAUUACGUCAACAACGUCAUCUUCUUUGUCGGCAUGUUCACUUUGUGCACGGCUUUUGCCUUCUCAUCUGCAGUCACCACCAAGAAGAAGGACACAGACCCCACUUCUGAGCACAAGCAAUUGGAGAUACUCCUAACCCUGCUGCUCACCACUGUCGCGCACAAGAUUGUGCUGGCGAGCUGGUUGCCAGUGAAGCCAUACCAGACAAGUCUCGACUACUACAUUAUGUUCUGCUUUAUGUUCCAGGUUGGGGUCAUGGCCUACUGCGUCUGGGCGGAGCCGAUCGAGGAUCAGCUCGCAGAAUGGGCCAGCAAUGCGGGAACAGCCGGAUGGCGGUGGGCCGAAUCCCUGUUCCAGAUCUAUGAGCGCUGGGGCUCCUACACUGUCUACGGGCCGCUUCUCCUACUCCACCUCUUUGUCUUUGCGGUGCUGAAGUUCCACGACAGCAACAAGAACCCGGUCGGUCGUUGGUUCUACGACCGUCUCUUCAUAGAGGACUGGCACAGCGUGUACAGGCGGAAGCAGGUGUGGCCCAAGAAGGACCCACCUUGCUCCAUCUACCAAGAAGGCUUGGAAGAGAAGAUGGUGGAGUCGGCCGUGGAGUCAGCAGUGGAGUCGGACAGCGAGACGCAGUCCGAGACUUGA